This is a messenger RNA of Cornus florida, 921 nucleotides long. RefSeq lists its product as uncharacterized. The record is from RefSeq and is a predicted model, not a curated record. The transcript is spliced from 2 exons. Bases 1 to 921 code for a protein of 306 amino acids. NCBI's taxonomy places the organism in Eukaryota, Viridiplantae, Streptophyta, Magnoliopsida, Cornales, Cornaceae.
AUGGAUUGGUCAGGUAUCACUGAAUUUAAUGAUUGCAUUCGAGAUGCCGAGUUAACUAACCUUAGAUACUCUGGUCUUUUAUAUACUAGGACUAAUAAGAGCCCUGGGGUUGCCAAUGUGACUAGGAAGCUUGAUAGAGUCCUUGUCAAUGAUAAAUGGAAUGCUACUCUCCCUCUGAAACCAAAGAGGAACCUUCCUUUCAAGUUCUUCCACUGCCUUGCUGAUCACAAAGAUUUUGAAACUACUGUGGCUACUGUUUGGUCUAAACACAUUAAUGGUACCAAGAUGUUUCAAGUUACUAUGAAACUCAAAAUGCUCAAACACCAGUUGAAGCAACUCAACACCAAGAAGUUUAGUGAUAUUUCUAAGAGGGUCAUUGAUGCCAAAAUGGCCCUUGAUAACUGCCAGAUUAGGUUGGAUAAUGAUCCUACUAAUGAUGAGCUGAGGAAGACUCAGAAGUUUCUUCUCCAAUGCUACCAGAAUUUCUCCAAAGCUGAGGAACAUUUUUACCAUCAAAAGGCUAGAGUGAAUUGGUUGAAGGAUGGUGAUCAAAACACCAUGUACUUUAUGAAGACCUUUAAUAGAAAGUGUAACAGGAAGAGGAUAACCACUAUGACUCUACCUAAUGGGGAGGUUUCUGAAUCUAUUCCUGAUAUUAAGGCUGAAGCUAUCAACCAUUUCAGCAAUAUUCUUGGCAGUCAUCCUACUCAUAUCCCUGAUAUGGAUUCUCUCACUUCUUUGAUCAAUAAGUCCAUUCCAAGUUCUUGCUUUGAUUCUCUGUGUGCUAUUCCAACCAUGGAAGAGGUUAGAGAUUAUAUUUUCUCCUUGAAAUUAAAACUCUUAAGUCCCCCGGACCUGAUGGAUAUGGUGCUUUUCUUCUUCAAGAAGGCUUGUCAUAUUGUGGGUGAGGAUUGGGGAUAA